CGCUGGCUCCUUCUCACUAUCAACGCACCACCCCAAAAGCCGCACACAGAUUGAAGCUCGCGUCCGUCGACUACCCCUUGAACCAACUGCGCCAUCUCCAACCCAACAACGCCAUCUUAACCCUACGCAAAUAUGCCACCCCCACCCCCCACACCAUCCCCCUUCGACCUCCUCCCCGCCGAACUCCUCCUAACAAUCCACCAAUACCUCUCCCUCUCCCACUCGCUGAACCUCGCCCUAGCCAUCUACCCCACCCUCCGCCGCCACGGCCUAGCCCCCGCCCUCACCCCGCAAACCGUGCUGCGCAUAACGCGCCAGCAGCGAAGCGUCCAGGGGAGCGUUCAGCAGAGUGCACCACAGCAGGCCGUCGCGCGCCUGCCCGUCGAGCUGUUUCUGCAGAUUGCGGAGCACUUGGAGCCCGGGGAUGGGAUUGCCAUGGUGUUUGCGCUUGAUGCGCGGUUUUAUCGGGGUGAGGGUGGGGGUGGGGUGAGUGCCGAGACGGGGGGGAGGUUGCGGGUUUGGGGGAGGAGGGAGUAAGGAGGUAGUGUGGUGCGGUGGGUAGGGGUCAGAAGUAUAGGGGAUAUGCGGGUUUAGUGUGUUCGAUCGGGAUGUUUCAUGAGCAUGUCCUCGACUACAACAUCGAUGCAACACGCAAAAUAUAUAUCGAAAGUCUUGCAAAAAGGCACCAAAGA
Molecule: messenger RNA, 692 nt
Organism: Dothidotthia symphoricarpi CBS 119687
Lineage: Eukaryota; Fungi; Ascomycota; Dothideomycetes; Pleosporales; Dothidotthiaceae
Exons: 1
Coding region: 133-537 (134 amino acids)
Source: RefSeq, a predicted model, not a curated record